ACACGAACGCACAACAACGGGACAAAAUGGCAGAAGUAGCUCCAGCUCCAGCCGCCGCCGUGCCCAAAGCAGCCAAGAAGAAGGCGUCCAAGCCGAAGAAGGUCGGUCCCAGCGUCUCUGACCUCAUCGUGAAAACUGUGGCCGCUUCCAAGGAGCGGAGCGGCGUGUCUACUGCAGCCGUCAAGAAGGCUCUGACCGCCGGGGGAUACGAUGUGGACAAGAACAAUGCCCGCGUCAAGACCGCCAUCAAGAGCCUGGUGGCCAAGGGGACUCUGGUCCAGAUCAAGGGGAUCGGGGCCUCUGGCUCCUUCAAGAUGAGCAAGACGACCGCCGACAAACCGGCAAAGAAAGCCGCUCCGAAAGCCAAGAAGCCCGCUGCGAAGAAACCCGCAGCGGCCAAAAAGCCCAAAGCAGCGGCAGUGAAGAAGGUUGUAGCCGCUAAGAAGUCACCGAAGAAGGCCACGAAACCCGCAGCGGCCAAGAAGGUAGCCAAGAGCCCCAAGAAGGUGGCCAAGAGCCCCAAGAACGUAGCAAAGAGCCCCAAGAAGGUGGCCAAGAGCCCCAAGAAGGUGGUGAAAAAGGCCCCCGCAGCCAAGAAAGUCCCCGUUAAGAAAGCUGCUAAGCCCAAAGCCAAGAAAGCUGCACCCAAGAAGAAGUGAGCUCAUCCUGAACAAAAAGAAGCAAAGCUUCUAUAAAAAGGCUCUUUUAAGGGCCACCAAUCCUUCCUCAAAGAGCUGUUUCCUUUCCUUAAGUUAUUUACAGAAAACUUUGUGUGUUUAUAUUAUAUUUUACACUCAACCGAGGCUACACUAAUCCAUUAAGGGACAUCCAACAACUUAACACAUAUACAGGAAUAAAACAGAUAAGCAAAAAUAGAAUUUAUGAAUCUCCGAUUAAAAGAUGUAUCUCUGCUACUUUGUUUGCAUACAUCAUGUGUGAUGUAGCCUUUUGAGGAUCUGAUCGUUGUAGCUAUAUAUAACUACAUCAUAUGUGAACAGACAAAUGCCACUGUUUCACCUCCAGUAGAAAGUCGAUGUGACACAUGGCAUUAAGUGAUCUGUUCAAGAACCCAUUAUAAAUCAGGAGGAAUCAUCAAAUUUAUCAAUUCUUCCAAGGUACAAAUUACUGUUCCAUUUCAAAAUGUGUAAAACAGGAAAUACUUGGUGUUAUACAUGGUGUAAGAUACAGAAUCCAAUACAAAGCACUGCUGUAUGUUUUUAAGUCUCUUCAUGUUCUAGCCCCUGAGUAUGUUACUGAUUUGAUCAGCCGGCGUCAAUCCAGUCGAUCUCUACGUUCAAAUGAUCAGUUGCUUCUCGAGGUUCCGCAAACCCGUUUAAAAUGUAAAGGUGAUCGGGCCUUUUCUGUUGCAGCUCCUAGGCUUUGGAUGACCUUCUUAUGUCUGUAAAAACCUGUCCUUCCUUGGGCGUCUUUCAGAGUGCGCUUAAAACCUUUUUGUUUUCUUUAGCAUUUGAUAAUGCUUUGUAAGGUUUGUAUAUCAUAUGUUUUGUAUUAAUUCUUUGUUUUUAUUUUGUGUGGUUUUUUACUGUUUAUUUUACCUUCUGUACAGCACUUUGGUUCCA
Pungitius pungitius (ninespine stickleback) is the source of this 1580-nucleotide messenger RNA. Its product is annotated as histone H1-like. Gene Ontology annotation, cellular component: nucleosome; nucleus. Gene Ontology annotation, molecular function: double-stranded DNA binding; nucleosomal DNA binding; structural constituent of chromatin. Lineage: Eukaryota; Metazoa; Chordata; Actinopteri; Perciformes; Gasterosteidae. The record is from RefSeq and is a predicted model, not a curated record. Bases 27 to 659 code for a protein of 210 amino acids. Gene Ontology annotation, biological process: nucleosome assembly; negative regulation of DNA recombination; chromosome condensation. The transcript has a single exon.